This is a messenger RNA of Tarenaya hassleriana, 2573 nucleotides long. RefSeq names its product beta-galactosidase 12-like. The record is from RefSeq and is a predicted model, not a curated record. Gene Ontology annotation, molecular function: beta-galactosidase activity. Gene Ontology annotation, biological process: carbohydrate metabolic process. The transcript has 18 exons. Bases 166 to 2346 code for a protein of 726 amino acids. Gene Ontology annotation, cellular component: vacuole; cell wall. Lineage: Eukaryota; Viridiplantae; Streptophyta; Magnoliopsida; Brassicales; Cleomaceae.
GUGUCCGCCUAUAUGUAUAUAUAUAUAUAGUUUCAGGAGCCUCAUUGCUUCAGACCCAGAAAAGCUCCUUCACAGAGUUUUUUUUUAAAGAAGAAUCUUCUUCCCCGAAUUCCCUCAUUUCUCCAAAAGGUUUCAUUUUUCCAAAAAGGGAGGAAAAACACACACAUGGGUUCGAGACUGAGAGAUAAAGGAUGGAUACUUCUGGUGAUUCUUUGUUGUUCGUCGAUUUCUUCGGUAAAAGGCGCAGUGUCAUACGAUCACAAGGCUGUGAUCAUCAAUGGGCAGCGAAGGAUCCUUCUUUCUGGGUCCAUUCACUACCCAAGAAGCACUCCUGAGAUGUGGUCCGACCUUAUACAAAAGGCGAAAGAUGGAGGCUUGGACGUGAUACAGACUUAUGUCUUUUGGAACGGACAUGAGCCUUCUCCCGGAAACUAUUAUUUCGAGGACAGGUAUGAUCUGGUGAGGUUCAUAAGGGUGGUGCAAAAAGCCGGUCUCUAUGUUCAUCUCAGGAUCGGCCCUUAUGUCUGCGCUGAGUGGAAUUUUGGGGGGUUCCCCGUUUGGCUCAAAUAUGUGCCUGGAAUUGCCUUCAGGACUAAUAAUGGACCCUUCAAGGCCGCCAUGCAAAAAUUCACUCAGAAGAUUGUGGGAAUGAUGAAAGCAGAGAAGCUGUUUGAGACACAAGGAGGGCCCAUCAUUCUCUCGCAGAUAGAGAAUGAGUAUGGACCAGUGGAAUGGGAGAUAGGAGCACCAGGCAAAGCAUACACAAAAUGGGCAGCUGAAAUGGCCGUGGGACUCUCCACUGGUGUCCCCUGGAUUAUGUGCAAGCAAGAAGAUGCCCCUGGCCCUAUUAUAGACACAUGCAACGGUUUCUACUGCGAGAAUUUCAAGCCGAAUUCAGACAACAAGCCCAAGAUGUGGACAGAGAACUGGACUGGUUGGUUCACGGAGUUUGGCGCUGCGGUUCCGUACAGACCAGUAGAAGACAUUGCAUUCUCUGUGGCACGCUUCAUACAAAACGGCGGCUCCUUCGUCAAUUACUACAUGUACCAUGGAGGGACGAACUUUGACAGGACAGCCGGUGAAUUCGUCGCAACGAGCUAUGACUACGAUGCUCCUCUUGAUGAAUAUGGUUUACCAAGAGAACCGAAAUGGAGCCAUUUGAGAGAGUUGCAUAAGGUCAUCAAGUUAUGUGAGCCGGCUUUGGUUUCCGUUGAUCCCACCGUCACAUGGCUCGGAGCCAAGCAAGAAGCUCAUGUGUUCAAGUCCAAGUCCUCAUGUGCUGCCUUUCUCUCGAAUUACGACCCGGAUUCUGCGGUGAGAGUCACGUUCUGGGGACUUCCGUAUGAUUUGCCUCCAUGGUCUGUCAGCAUUCUACCUGAUUGCAAAACGGUGUAUCACAACACUGCCAAGGUUUAUGCCAAGGGUGUACACAUGAAUAUGAUCCCAACUGGUGUCCAUUUCUCAUGGGAAUCAUACAACGAGGAAACCCUUUCUGGGAAUGAUGACGGUACUUUUACACUGAAUGGGCUCGUGGAACAGAUAAGCAUGACCAGAGACAAGACUGACUAUCUCUGGUACUUCACAGACAUCACAAUCGGUCAUGAUGAGAAGUUCUUGAAGACCGGUGACAACCCUCUUCUGACCAUUUGGUCCGCUGGCCAUGCACUCCAUGUCUUUGUCAAUGGACAACUAGCAGGGACUGUAUAUGGAAGCUUAGACAACCCGAAACUAACCUUUAGCCAGAAGAUCAAGUUAUAUGCAGGAGUGAAUAAGCUUGCUCUGUUGAGCGUCGCAGUGGGUCUCGCGAACGUCGGGGUGCAUUUUGAGACAUGGAAUGUUGGGGUUCUUGGUCCGGUCUCCUUGAAGGGAAUGAAUUCCGGAACAUGGGACAUGUCCAAAUGGAAAUGGUCCUAUAAGAUUGGUCUGAAAGGAGAAGCUCUGAGUCUUCAUACUGUCACGGGAGAUUCCUCCCUGAAAUGGGUAGCAGGGUCGCUAGUGGCGAAAAAGCAACCUUUGACCUGGUACAAGGCUACUUUCAACACACCAGCAGGCAAUGAACCAUUGGCUCUGGACAUGAACACUAUGGGGAAAGGCCAAAUUUGGAUAAAUGGCCGAAACAUUGGACGCCAUUGGCCUGGGUACACAGCUCGUGGGAACUGCGGCCGUUGCAGCUAUACUGGAACUUUCACUGAGAAGAAAUGUCUGAGUAACUGUGGAGAAGCUUCUCAAAGAUGGUACCAUGUGCCUCGUUCGUGGCUGGAGCCAUCUGGGAACCGCCUGGUGGUGCUUGAGGAGUGGGGAGGUGACCCUUAUGGGAUCACUCUAGUGAGAAGAACAAACGCAUGAAGCUUCUGGCUUGGCUUUUCCAUGACAGAAGCUGUUUCCUUGUUUCUGGCUCUGCUUUUAAGAUGGGGCAAAAGCUGGAAAUUGUGAAUUUGUGCAGUUGGUACAAGAAGACAACUUACAAAUACCGGAGAUGAUUGGCUAAUAUGAAUGAAUAGCAUUUGUAUUCUGUCUAAUAAUGCACUGCAAAUGUACACAGUAUAAGAGAAUAAAGAUUACUUUUAUUAAUA